CAGAUAUUCUUAUGGUUUCUGGCAAUUUCCUCUUAUAUCAAUUCAAAUGGUACAGGAUAAGUAAACUAAUACUCGCUGUGGAUUCGACUGUCUUUUCCCAGCGUAAUUGGUGUCAUUCCUUCCAACAAAAUGACCACAAGUAUACUGAAAAAGAUGACGGUGAAUUUCUAGAGAAGUUAGAUGCUGCUAAAGAUAAUCCACUAAGUGGAUCAGCUUUAUAUCAAGAUGAUGGCCAUUUUUCUGCUGUCGUUUUUCCUGAUCCUGUAUUCAAUUGGGAGAAUAUCAGAAAUAGUUUGAAGGCUAGAGGCAUAUAUGAAAGAUUCAAUAUUGAUAAAAUAAUUGACUUGCAAAAGCAAAUCGAUGGUAUGUGUGAGAAAAUAAAUACCCUGAAGACGGUUAGGGAUUCUCUUCGGAGUCAAUAUGAAGCAAACAAACAGGGUUCAGAUGAAAUUGUAGCUUCUGCACGUGCUGUAAGGAAUGAACGUAAAUCACUCGAGGCUUCAUUGAAAAAAUUGGUGAUUGAAUUUCGAAAGGAAUCUCUUCAAUUACCUAAUAUUAUACAUCCUCUAACUCCUAUCGGUUCAAGUGAAUCACAGAUUGCAGUCAAAUCGUAUCAACAUGAAAACAUAUGUAGUCGUAAAAAAUUGCAUUGGUCCAAUCUAGUGGAUGAUUAUUAUAACGAAAUUAUUGGAACAUAUUAUACAGAUCGUUUAGCUAACUUAGAAUAUUCUCAUCUGAAUAAAGUUAAUCAUUAUUGGCUAAAUCAAGUGGGACAUAUUCAUUCAAAUAAUUAUCCUGUUUGCCUGUCAGAUAUUAUCCGUGGACCAGCACUAGAAGCUACCACAUGGCCUAGUAUAAAAUCUGCUAUUCGGUUAAGACCAUCAAAGGGCGAUAUGUUGUUAACAGAAGAUCCUACCACUGGAACGAGUAAUUGGCUCAUUAAUCCAUACGUAACCGACUAUUUGGUUGGUUCAGCUAGCUUGGCAGCUUUUUCAGCUUAUCUUAUAUUACAGCAAACUAACCUAGCAACAAGUUCAUCUUCGCGCCUUAUUUCUAUGGGGUCUGUUUACAAUAAACAUAGUGAAAAUGCUACUUCCUCAUCUGACGGUCAUCAGCUUCACUCCGAUUUGAAAUCGCCUUUUCAGCAAUCUAAGCAGAUAUCAAUAAUGGAGCUGUCUAGGAACUGGAAUCGAUGUGAAGCUGGUUUCCAUGUUUUAACUGAACAGUUGUGCAAAUUUUGGCAAAUUUACCAACCAGAAUGGUCAUUCAAACUAACGUACUCUCAGGCUGCAAACUUAUAUCCGUGUGAAAUGUUACGGGCGGUAGUACAAACUGAUAUGAAGUCAUCCUCUGGUGUUCAAGCUUCAAUCCCUCUUGCUUCAGUUUCUCUAUUGGGUGAUUGGAUUUCAAGACGAAUAAUGACUAAGACUAUAAAAAAAAGCAAAACGGAUUCCGAUUGUGAUCCUUAUCCUUAUAUGGUAUUUGUCAAUGCAUGGAACUUCUAUUCUCUAUUGGAAUCAUUGAAACUUAUCGGUUAUAUUCAAGAACAUGAAUCGCCAACCAUUAAUUCUUAAACAUUUAUGUAUUUGUAGUUUUUUCCAAUGGUUAAUGUUGUAACUUCGUAACUAACUUAUAUAUUUCAUGAAUUAAAGAAAUUGUCACUCUUGA
Heterobilharzia americana is the source of this 1668-nucleotide messenger RNA. NCBI's taxonomy places the organism in Eukaryota, Metazoa, Platyhelminthes, Trematoda, Strigeidida, Schistosomatidae. The record is from the annotation of a GenBank genome assembly.